Messenger RNA from Acyrthosiphon pisum (pea aphid), 1396 nucleotides. It is a transcript of the gene Nf-YB, whose product is annotated as nuclear factor Y-box B. Bases 316 to 915 code for a protein of 199 amino acids. NCBI's taxonomy places the organism in Eukaryota, Metazoa, Arthropoda, Insecta, Hemiptera, Aphididae. The record is from RefSeq and is a predicted model, not a curated record. Gene Ontology annotation, biological process: regulation of transcription by RNA polymerase II. The transcript is spliced from 5 exons. Gene Ontology annotation, cellular component: CCAAT-binding factor complex; nucleus. Gene Ontology annotation, molecular function: protein heterodimerization activity; RNA polymerase II cis-regulatory region sequence-specific DNA binding; DNA-binding transcription activator activity, RNA polymerase II-specific.
GGGCGGGAGGGUAGGACGUUGUUGGACCUUAUCUUCUAAGACCGUAAUUGUGGUAAUUGUGAUAAUAACAACAACAAUAACUAUUAACUCUUUUGAUUGACUGAUUACUAGUUCGUAUUUACCAUUUUCUGUCUUAGGUACAACUUACGUCGUGCACCGCAGAGUUGUCUCUAGAUUGAUAUUCGUGACGAAUACUCGAAUUGUUUUAUCUGUCGAGUACGUUGUACUUGGAAUAUUGCAGUUAGGUGCGUGGUAGGUUUUUUUUAUCGACGAGUGAAUUUCGUGGUGACCGUCCAAUCUUACCUCGAUCUAACGAUGAACAGCAGCGACAGCGAUGAUCUGACCGAAGAAUUUUUAACAGACGACCAUCAAAAUUUCUUAUCCCAAGGACAAGAUACGCAAGAUGGCGUGGAAAUGGUAACUUUGGACAAUACAGAUGACUCAUCAAAUCAAGGAGAAGUUUAUGAACUUAAAUUUGGCAAACCACUUCGAGAACAAGACAGAUUCCUUCCUAUUGCUAAUAUUGCAAAAAUUAUGAAAAAAUCUAUACCAGACGGUGGAAAGAUAGCAAAAGAUGCUCGAGAAUGUGUACAAGAAUGUGUUUCGGAAUUUAUAAGUUUCAUAACCAGUGAAGCUAGUGAUAGAUGUUUCCAAGAAAAACGUAAGACUAUUAAUGGAGAAGAUAUUCUCUAUGCAAUGUCUAAUUUAGGUUUUGACAACUAUGUAGAACCCUUGAAACUUUAUUUGCAAAAAUAUAGAGAGGCUACAAAAGGAGACAAAUCAAUUGGAAUUGAAGAACUGUCGGACGAUGUGUUUUCCAACGAUACAAGUUAUACAAAAAUAUUUGGGCAAAACAGUCAAAGUGAAUCCGUCAUUUACUAUCAAGAUCCAAUUCAACAAUUCCACAUAGUAUAGUUUAAUUUUUUUUUCUUAUUAUUAUUACUCUGUCAUUAGACUGUAACCAUAAUUAUUGCAAAUAAGGUAUUGCACUAAUUGUAGAUUUUAUAUAAGAUAUAUUCAGUUAAGUAUAUUUUAUAUACUAUAUGUUGUACUAUAAAAAUAUUGAUCUAAACUUAGAUUUUUUUUUUUUGUAUUUCUGAUUGGAAAAUUCAAUACCACAUUACUUAAGCAAAUUCAUUAUAGGUACUAUAAGAUUCUCUAAAUAUAUAAUAUAAUAUGUGCAUUCAGCAUUGUACAUAGAUUUUGAAGUACAACUGUUUAUUUGAGUGACCAUCAAUGGACAUUAUCAUAAUACGAACAUAAAUAAUUAUUAUAUUUGUAUUUCUUGUUGUUCAGUUGUUGCCAAUUUCCAUUUUAUUUGUGUCUACUUAAAUAUUUUUUAUCUGUAAAUACAACUGUUCAUUUAUUAAUAUAAUAUAUUUUCUUAAGACCGUAA